GUCGCAAUCUUAACUCCCAUGUUGUUCGUACCCCUCCUGGCCUACGUCGUAUGGCCAUCCUUUGCCGAAUUCGUCACCGCAGGCAAUGUAUCGACAUCCGACAUCACGCAAUCCGAUCAGAUCAUACAGCGCAAUGCUCUCAUUGAGUCAUACCUUGGCCAUCGGCCCAUACGAGGGGUCAGGAAGAUGAGCGACGAUGAGGGUGAAAAGUUCUUCAUGGAUUAUUGGCAAUUUGAUGACGACGACGACGAGAACUAUUAUACGAUCGGCAACUCGUCCAACACCUCCGAUGAGUUGACGUCGCCAGCAAGACGUUCUGAGAACCUACAAACGACGGAGGAAAUCGACUUUCAACCACAGACAUUCCCCUUCAACCCCUCGUACUCGAGUGGUUUGGAAGGCGAGGGGCGCGGUUGGAGGGCGAAUUUCUCACCGCUUCUUCGGCGGGACUUCCGUUGUCCGAGCGGCACCUCCAACUGCACAUCGAUCGACCGGCCCGACAGCUGCUGCAGUACGGAUGAUACGUGCGUCCUGGUCAAGGACACCGGGUCCGGGGACGUGGGCUGUUGUCCGAAUGGCAAGACCUGCUCGGGCACCAUCGGCUCAUGUUCCGAGGGGUACUCCAGCUGCCCGUCAUCCAUGGGCGGCGGAUGCUGCAUUCCAGGCUAUGAGUGCGUUACUGGUGGCUGUAAGUGGACUUUGAUGAUAAGCUUCCCCCCGCUGCAGGACUUAUGCUGAUCUCGUGCGUAGGUAUGCGGGUCUUUACCAUCACGGUGACCGUGAGCUCGACCGUUAUGCUGUCCACCUCCACACAGACAGUUGCCGCGACUACCAACACGCUAUCCACGGGGGAUCUGAUUCCUCCCGCACGGCCUACGAGUGUGUCCACG
Aspergillus aculeatinus CBS 121060 is the source of this 890-nucleotide messenger RNA. RefSeq names its product putative GPI anchored protein. The coding region runs from base 19 to 738 and encodes 239 amino acids. The transcript has a single exon. The record is from RefSeq and is a predicted model, not a curated record. NCBI's taxonomy places the organism in Eukaryota, Fungi, Ascomycota, Eurotiomycetes, Eurotiales, Aspergillaceae.